Molecule: messenger RNA, 2298 nt
Organism: [Candida] anglica
Lineage: Eukaryota; Fungi; Ascomycota; Pichiomycetes; Serinales; Debaryomycetaceae
Source: the annotation of a GenBank genome assembly
AUGCGACCAAGUAUACUUGAUCAGUUGCGCAUCUCUGAUAACAAGGUGUUUCCCGACAUUCUUUUGUCUGGAAAUGAAGGGAGCACUGGAUCUGAAGAGCGAACGUUAAGACGAGGCACUGGAGUUCGAACGUAUUCGGUACGGGCACUUUUCAAGGAACAAGAGAGCAAUGGUAAGAUAGAAGAACCUAGACGUGUGUCUAUACCACGAAAUAAGGAGUCCAUAUUGAAUGUGCCGCGAGUGAUAGUCAAUAAAUCUACGCGACAUUUCAAUGUGAAGAUUAGAUAUACCCCGACAAAGCAACAACAACAACGUCAUCAAUAUGAGACAAGUAGACGACAUGAAAAGAGGAUAAUAUCUUCUGGAGACUCGUACCUCAAACGGUCGGGGAAAAGAGGACGUCCGAGAAAAUAUCCCCGAGUGGGGGAAGAUACAAUCAUGACCGGGAACGUCUAUACAAAGUCAUUGGAUACUUAUGACAAUGAUCUGUACAUGUACGACACAGUAGUGGAAGAAGCAACCACCACAGCAACACCACAGCCACAUGACCCUUAUGAAGAACUCCCAUAUAAGGGGAUAAUCGGAUUUCCCGAUUGUAUCAUCAAUGAAACCGAUCCAACGCGACAAGAUCGUGAAAUAUUCCAAAAGCUUCUAAUUGAGGGAGAAACCUUAAGAAAGGAAACAUUACAUGCAAAUAAAAAUAAUAAUUAUAAUAAUAAGAAUAAUAACAACAAUGAGACUAAUGAGGAGGAGAAUAGAGGAGAAACGACCCCAGCACCUUCAUAUUACUUAAGAUCCAAGAUCAAAAAAAUUCAAUUCAGAGAGUUUGAGAUUGAUACUUGGUACACAGCACCAUACCCUGAAGAAUAUUCCCAAUCUGAAGUGUUAUACAUAUGUGAAUAUUGUCUCAAGUAUAUGAAUUCUCCAACUUCAUAUGCGCGACAUCAAUUAAAGAAUUGUAACCUUUCAAAUAAUCAUCCACCAGGGUUAGAAAUUUAUCGAGAUGAGACUCAAAAUGUUUCAAUUUGGGAAGUUGAUGGACGCAAGAAUAUCAAUUAUUGUCAGAAUUUAUGUCUUCUUGCCAAAUUAUUUCUCAAUUCCAAGACUCUUUAUUAUGAUGUUGAACCAUUUACAUUUUAUGUACUAACUGAAAUUGAUCCAAUGGAUUCUUCAAAGUAUCAUUUUGUGGGAUAUUUUUCAAAGGAGAAACUUAAUAAUUCAGAUUACAACGUUUCAUGUAUAUUGACUUUACCAAUCUAUCAAAGGAAAGGGUAUGGGAACUUUUUGAUUGACUUUAGUUACCUUUUAAGUAGACGAGAGUUUAAAUAUGGUACACCCGAAAAGCCCUUGAGUGAUUUAGGAUUGGUUAGUUAUAGGAAUUAUUGGAAGAAUACUAUAGCUUUCACAUUGAAGAAGUUAUUUCAAAAGUUCCAAGAUAAAUUCUCUGUUUCAAUUGAUAGUUUAAGUAAAUUAACUGGGAUGAUUCCAUCAGAUGUGGUAGUUGGAUUGGAACAAUUAGAAUCAUUGGUUAAGAAGGACAAAGAGUAUGCUAUAUUGAUGAAUGUUAAAGUGAUUGACGAGGUGAUAUGUAAAUGGGAGAAUAAAGGAUACGUCACCGUUGAUGAAUCGAAGUUAUUAUGGAAACCAAUGUUAUUUGGACCUUCUGGUGGGAUCAAUUCUGCCCCAGCCCUCUUGCAAGGAACUACUGUUGUAAAUAAUGGGAUUAAUAGCAUAUCAAAUAUUGUUAAUUUCCUAAGAGAUGAUAUUAACAAUCCUUAUAGUUUUGAAGAUGAAGCAUAUAAGGAGAUUGAAUGUUAUGUUGAGAUGGAAGAUGGGGCAAACGAGGAAGCUGGAGCUAGAAAUAUUGACGGAUAUCACGUUUGUAGACCAGGAGGUGGAUCGAUCAACGUUUCCAAACCAUUACAAUUUAUUGAUGAUAGAGAUAAAGAGUAUAUGGAUGUUAAUGGUAUUGAAAACAUCGAAGGGGAUGUGACCAAUGAGAUUGAUGAUGGGGAAGACGAAUUAGAUUUGGAUGUGGAAGUCGAUCUGGAAGAAGAUGGCGAAGAGGUUGUAAUACUGGAAGAAGAGGAGGAAGAAGAGGAGGAAGAGGAAGAAGAUGACAUUGAAGUGGAUGAAGAAUUAUUAUUAAAUGCUGAAGAUUCUUCCGAUUAUUCUGAUGCAGUAGAAUACACAGAUGAAGAAAGCAAACGAAAUGGUCUGGUACCUACUCGGAUAGCAAGAAACGGUCGUAGAGAAACGACCCUUACAACAAGCACUCGACAGCGUAGGCGAAGAUAA